AGACACCCACUGCGGAUUGGCCUGACCUGAGAUUAACCAGAGGAUAUUGGAUAGCAUAAAGAUGAACUCUGAAGAUUGUUCCCUAACAGAGAACAGCUCCUUGGAAAGAGGACGACAAAAUAAUGCUUCCAGCCUUCACUUUGCAACCCAUCAUGAAGGGUCCCUUCAAGUUCCUAUCCCAUGUGCUGUACUGAAUGUGGUCAUCAUCACCGUUUUGAUCAUAGCUCUCAUAGCUUUGUCAGUGGGCCAGUACAAUUGUCCAGCGCAGUAUAUGUCUUCAGAACCAUCAAACAGCCAUGCUUUUUCAUGCUCAGAUGAUUGGAUUGGAUAUCAGAGGAAAUGCUACUUUAUUUCCAAUAUAACAAGGAAUUGGACUUUGGCCCAAAACUCUUGCUUCAAACAUGGUGCUACUCUUGCUCUCAUUGAUUCUGAAAAAGACAUGAUCUUUUUAAAAAGAUAUGUGGGUAGAGCUGAACACUGGAUUGGGCUGAAAAAUGAUGCUGGUCACACAUGGAAAUGGUCAAAUGGCAAGGAAUUUAACAACUGGUUCAACCUCACAGGGUCAGAGAAUUGUGCAUUUCUGAGUAGCACAGAGGUCAGCAGCACAGAGUGCGGAAGGCAUUUACAUUGGAUAUGUAGCAAGCCCUUCAAACAAUGAGGAGCCAUGUUUGCUUAUAGACUAUCACAUCAUGGAACUCAAGGCAAUUCAUGUCGAUGGAUGCUGCUCUAUGGACAGAUGUUUGCCAUAAGGACUUUUGUGGGGAAAAACUUGCUAUGAUUUUGGAAACUUUCUUCCAAACAAGACUGUGGAAGAAAGGCAGGGAAAUUGCAGGCCUAUCUGCAUUGCAGAGCACCCUUGUUGUGACCUGAAAACAUCACCGGUUGAUGGAUAUUUAUGUCCAAGAUGGAGAAGAAUGACUUUAAACCUUUUGAAUGCACUUUAUACUUUUUCAAAAUCAAAAAUAAUAUAAUAGCUAGGUUUAGAGUUAUUAUUUAUUGCCGAAUGACUAGCAACGAUGAGUGUCCUUCACGCAUUUGCACUAUUAGAAGGAAUUAGAUGGCAGUAUUAAAAACUGAAUGUAAACAAAAGAAAUUUUAACUGGCAACGCA
This is a messenger RNA of Eptesicus fuscus (big brown bat), 1110 nucleotides long. RefSeq names its product early activation antigen CD69. Lineage: Eukaryota; Metazoa; Chordata; Mammalia; Chiroptera; Vespertilionidae. The record is from RefSeq and is a predicted model, not a curated record. The coding region runs from base 62 to 658 and encodes 198 amino acids. The transcript has 5 exons. Gene Ontology annotation, cellular component: external side of plasma membrane.